UAAUAUUGUUGUUUAUUUUUUUGUGUAUUCAGUUGAGUUUGUGAUUUGAGAUGUGACUAAACUCGAUUCGAAAAACGCCACCACAACAACUAUACACCACAUAUAUUAAAAUACCACGAAACGAAACAAACGAGAGAGAGAAAAAGAAUACACAGCAAAAUAAAACAUAAAACGCAAAGCACAAACGCUAAAAGAAACAAGAAACAAACUAUAUCUAUAUAGAUUUAUUUUUUUCCCUGUUAUUUUCUUUCAUCUUCUUUAAAUUGAAGAGUGUGAUAGAGCGAAAGAGAGUGAACAGCAAACGAAACGCAUUCUUAGUUUAUUUAUCGAGAAGAUCCUUUCGGAAUUUUUAUUGUGUGUAUUAUUACAUUCUUAUUAACCGAUAAUUCAGUACAAUAACAACAAAAACGACGGCGACCACGACAAUAUAUACCGUCGUCAACAUACUCACAAAAUUAAAGAAUAAAAAAAUAAUUAAAAUUAAACCGAAAACCGAUCCAUGAAUGUGUUUGUGUGGAAAAUUUGUUGUUUAAUCAUCAAAAAUAACCAAUAAAAAUCAUUGAAAAACGCACAGUGAAAAUAUGAUACAUUCGCACACGCCGUCACUGCCGGUCCCAUCAACCAAAUAAAUCAAAUUCCAUCGGGUGAAACAAACACAUUUUGUUUCGUUAUUGCUCGCAUCAAAUUCAAAACCCAAAAGAAGCAGAGAAAUGAAAAAUCACAAAUGAAAUAUUGAUUGAGAUUAUUAUUAGCGAAGUGUUUGAUUAUUCGAAAACAUUUGAUUUGUUAAAAAAAACAAAAAAACACCAAAAAAAUGUGUAUAGUUCGUAUUGCACAUGAUUUAUUUUCGAUGACUAACAGUUUUGUGCAGUAAUUUUUCGCUUGUGUUGUGUUUUUUUUCUGUUUUAUUUGUUUAAAAAAAAGAAUUUGUACGUGUUAAAUGAAUGGUGUUUUAUAUGUCUGUGUGUGCAUGCACAAACAAAGUGUGCGAUCACUUACCAUUGAGGAUUAGCUUGUGGUCGCUUGUGGCUGUAUUAAUGAAUUUGAGUGAACGAAAUAUAAAUAGUUACACAAAAUAAAAACGCCAAAGAUAAUACGAUUGAAUAAAAAUGCACUUCGUCGUUUUCGGAGAAGAUACAAAAAUUAAUAAGAAAUUGCAUAUUUUUUAAAUAAAAAAAAAUUAAGGUGAUAAAUCAAGUUUUGUGGUGUGGUGGCAUGGUGUGUUUUCUAUGUAUAUGUGCAACAGAUUGAAAGGUGAUUUGUUGUUGUUUCUUUGCCAUUCGAAUUGUAUUUUGGUCUGAAGUGGACGAGAUUGUGCCGCUGUGUGUAUGUGCCGGAUCACAAUUCUUAUAAAAUGGUGUGAACGAAAACCGAUUCAUCGUGUCAUCGCCUAUAUUAUCUUUCUUCUCAGCUAAUAUGGUUAAUUGCCAUUUGCAAUAAUAUAACAACGGUAUGGUCGAUCGUGCAUGUCGCAUGUGCUGGGAAUUCGUGAACAACAACAAGGCUAACACCGACAGUAUACCAAAUAAUUAGUAUCGCAUUCUCUACCGCAACAGCCAAGAGAAUAGAAACUAAUCAAAUGAGAGGAAUAUAUAUGAACAAAAAAAAUUAAACAUAGAGCGAAAGGGAAAAAAGAGCGAUAAUGAAUGAGUACGAUCACACCCAAUUUAAACGUUUGCAUAUGUUGAUAUUGUAAUGCACUGCAUGUGUGUGUAUGUGAAAUAUGUUCACUGUGCAUAACCAGAUUUUUUUUCUUCAAUCUACAAACGCAAUGAAACACAUCCAAGUGACAAACCCAAAAACGUUGCACAACAUAUAAGAAAAUAAAUCACGAAAAAAAGAAAAAAAAAAAACGCUUUUGUUAGUGACCAAACGUAGCAAUAAGAAGAGAAAAAAAUUUAUUUUAUAUUGAAGAGAGAAGGUAGACAAAGAGUAGAGAAAGAAUAAACAUAUAUUUAUAAAUAUGGGAUUAACAUCAUCAAGAGAAUCGGCUGCACAAUCUCCUGCAUCACCUACGCACAAUGACACCGGCAAUGAUUUGGCUGCCGUGUUGGCCGGCACAGCAAUUACAAAUGUAACACCAACAACAACCAUCAAACGAACAUCACCGUCAAAGAGUUUUCACAACAAUUGGAAAGCGGGACAACAACAACAAAACCAUCAUGUACGACAGGCCAGCGUCCGGAGUCGAGCCGCCGUACCAAUGCCCGAUCACAGUGAACUCGACAAACGAUUUGCCAAAGUUUUGGCAUCAAUGGAUCUACCGCCGGAUAAAGCGAAACUGCUGAAAAACUACGACAAUGAAAAGAAAUGGGACAUCAUAUGUGAUCAAGAAAUGGUACAAGCAAAAGAUCCACCAUCGCACUAUUUAACGAAACUACGCACAUAUCUUGAUCCGACCGCCUCAAAGAGCCACCGGAAACGGAAAAUAGUCGGUGAAUCAACGUCAACGCAAGUACUUCGUGACCUCGAAAUUUCGUUGCGAACCAAUCACAUUGAAUGGGUUAAAGAGUUUUUGGACGAAGAGAAUCAGGGUCUAGAUUCGCUGGUCGAUUACCUAAGUUUUCGCUUGAUAAUGAUGCGCUAUGAACAACGAAUUGAAGACACACAAAAUGGUUCGGAUGAACAAUUAAACAGCCGAAAUGCAACAAAUACAACAACGACAACAACUACAUCGACUGCAAGCGGCGAUGCAAAACCAUCAAAUGGUUUUCUUCGGCCAAGCCUAGAGGAAUUGGUUGAUAGUCCAAAUUUAAGACGUCGAUCGCGACACAUAGCCAAAUUGAAUAUGGGCGCAUCAACCGAUGACAUUCAUGUGUGUAUCAUGUGCUUGCGCGCAAUUAUGAAUAAUAAAUAUGGUUUUAACAUGGUGAUUCAGCAUCGCGAAGCGAUCAAUUGCAUUGCAAUUAGUCUCAUUCAUAAAUCGUUACGGACCAAAGCAUUGGUCUUGGAAUUAUUGGCGGCCAUAUGUUUGGUUAAGGGUGGCCAUGAAAUCAUUCUAUCGGCAUUUGAUAAUUUUAAAAGUGUAUGCCAUGAAGGGAAACGCUUUCAAACGCUCAUGGAAUAUUUCAUAAAUUAUGAAAUGUUUAACAUUGAUUUUAUGGUGGCUUGUAUGCAAUUCAUUAAUAUUGUUGUUCAUUCGGUUGAAGAUAUGAACUAUCGCGUUCAUUUACAAUACGAAUUUACGUCGCUCGGCUUAGAUGAAUAUUUGGAAAAAUUACGUUUAACCGAAUCGGAAGAGUUGCACGUUCAAAUUUCCGCAUAUUUGGACAAUGUAUUCAAUGUGGCCGCAUUGAUGGAAGACAGUGAAACAAAAACAGCGGCACUUGAACGUGUACAAGAAUUAGAAGAGGAUUUAAGCCGUGCACUGGAUCGUAUCAACGAAAAUGAACGACAUUUUAUGUAUAAAUUGGCCGAAUUAAAUUCGGAUUUACAACAAGUGCGCAGCGAACGCGACGAACUAAGUCAAAUAAAACAAAAAACCGAUGAAGAAGUAUCCACAUUACGACGAGUAUUGAAACAAAAUGAAAUGGAAUUGAAAAAUCGCCAAAAUAUGCUAGAAACUAAAAAUUUGGAAUUACAAACGCUUACACAGUCGCUGCCAAAAGGCACAUCGAUCAACGAGAAACUUUCCGAUUUGGCGAAAAAUUCAAACGAUUCAGUUCAUCAAGUAAUUGCGGAAGUAAAACCACCGGAACCUCCAAAGCCACCGCCAUGUCCACCACCACCUCCAAUGAAUAUUCCAGCACCUCCGCCCAUGAAUAAACACCUACCCACACCGCCGGCACCUCCAAUUCCCGGUUUUAUGCCAGCACCCGAUGGAGCAAUGACGAUUAAACGAAAACACGUCACAAAAUAUAAGCUGCCAACACUUAACUGGGUGCCAUUGAAACCAAAUCAAGUUCGUGGAACAAUUUUCAAUGAAUUGGACGAUGAAAAACUUCACAAGGAAAUCGAUUUUGUUGAUUUUGAAGAACGUUUUAAAAUUGGUAUGGGCGGCAUUAUGGCGAACGGACAAUCGGAGGUUGAUGGUUUAUUAGCGUUUCCAAGUAAACGUUUUAAGAAACCAGAAAAUGUAUCUGUGUUAGAACACACGAGAUUGAGAAAUAUUGCAAUCUCUCGACGAAAACUCGAUAUGCCGAUUGAUAAGAUUAUUCAGGCCAUUAAUAAUUUGGAUUUGAAACAAAUCUCAUUGGAAAAUGUGGAAAUUCUGCAAAAAGUGACACCAACUGAACAAGAAGUUAAAGCAUACAAAGAGUAUAUUGCCGAUCGAAAGGAUCCAAACCUUUUAACCGACGAAGAUAAAUUCAUGAUGCAAUUGGCACGAGUUGAACGUAUCUCGUCAAAAUUGGCGAUCAUGAAUUAUAUGGGCAAUUUCUUUGAUAGUUUACAUCUUAUUAAUCCGCAAGUUGCGGCCAUACUCAAUGCAUCGAACGCAGUUAAAUCAUCGAAAAAAUUCAAAGCAGUAUUAGAAGUUGUAUUGGCAUUUGGUAAUUAUUUGAAUAGCAAUAAACGCGGGCCUGCGUACGGUUUUAAAUUACAAAGUUUGGACACAUUGUUGGAUACUAAAUCGACUGAUAAACGCAUGUGCCUUUUGCAUUACAUUGUCAUGACCAUACGUCAAAAGUUUCCCGAAUUACUUGAUUUCGAUACGGAAUUGAUUUAUAUUGAAAAAGCCGCACAAGUAUCAUUAGAAAAUCUAAUGACCGAUGUACAAGAAUUGGAAAAAGGAAUGGAUAUUGUGCGCAAAGAGGCCGAUGUACGAAAUAAAGGGCCGCAAAAUUUGGUGUUAAAAGAUUUUCUCACAAAUUCCGAAGAGAAAUUGCGAAAAAUGCGACAAGAAGCGAAAAAUGCACAAGAUGCAUUCACAAAAUGUGUUGAGUAUUUCGGUGAAUCAUCGCGAAAUACCGAUGCAAAUGCAUUCUUCUCACUUUUGGUGCGUUUCAAACGUGGAGUUAAGACUGCCGAUCAAGAAAAUGAACAAAGAAGGCGAUUGGAUCAGGCGACCGCAUUAGCAGCCAGUAAAAAGCAAAACGAUGAAGUUGUACUACGUAAUAAUAAAAUAAAUCAAAAGAAACAGCAGGAAGCAGUGAUCAACGAAUUAAAGAGUAAAACGAAUGCAGUGCGUGAGAAGAAGUUACUUCAGCAGGAUGAAGUGUAUAACGGUGCUUUAGAGGAUAUAUUAUUAGGUUUAAAAAAUGAGCCGUAUCGACGAGCCGAUGCAGUUCGUCGAAGUCAAAGAAGGCGCAUCGAUAGUAAUCGUUUAUCGAGAACCAUCGAAGAAUUAGAUGUAUAAUUUUACAAAUUUUGUUUUCUUUUGAAUGGGUCGUACUGUGAAUAAUAUUAUAGUUUCUUUUGUGCAAAAAAAAAAACAAUUUAGCAUCAAACAAAUGGCCUUAUAUUAAAAGUAUUCAGAAAUCAAAUGAUAAAUUUCGAAAUGGAGGAAGAAAAGAUAAAACAAAAAACAAAAAAUCUUUUAUCGAGUGCUGUUUUUAAUUGAAAUCACAUUUAAUCGUAGUUCGAUGAAACUACUCGAUAGAAUGCUUCAUUUUUAAAUUAUUUAAUCAAUGUAUUGAUUUUUUUUAUCUCGACCCCUGUUUUUAAUGAUAUUAUUUCAAUUGUCUGCCAGUGACAGACAUUCAUUUUGUAUAAAAUUUAAUAUUUUCAUCUCUUUAUUUAGUUCUUUGUUAAUUCAAUUGUUGUAGGUAUGAAUGAUACAAAUAAUACAAAAAUGUUGAUAGUAAUUGUCCUUGCUUAAUGUAAAAUGUGUCGUCAGUUUUAUUAUCUUUUUUUUGUGGAGUUUUCAUUUAAAAUCAAAAAUGGGAUCAAACAAAACAUUCGACAUUCCAAAUUUCAAUAGACUGCCGCAGAAAUCGGCAUACGGAAUGAUGUUACAAUUAUGUUCCAUUUUUUAAAAUUAUACAUUCCAGUCUGCACAAAACACCAGUUUCUCGUCAUUUCACAACAAUUUAAAAUGUAAGACACAAGUUCAUUUUGUGCUGGAAUUAUAUUUUAUCGAGUUUAAAUUGAUGGAAAGAUGUGCGCGUUAUAUCGAAGCAAUUUAAAUUUAUUUUUCAACACACAGUGUGAUUCAAUUUUAUUCUUCAUUAAUUUCUUAUUUAGUAUUUUUAAAUCGAUUUUUCUCCGAAUUUUUGUUGACCCUUUUUUCUACUUUUCUUUAAAUGUAUUACAGUUUAAUUUUUCGAUAUUUAAAUAUUCAGUGAAAUUUGAAUGGCAUUGUAAACCAGAAAUAAGUGACCGAGGUUAAAAAUCAUGUUUGAGUGUAAUUUCAUUCGUUUUUUUUGUCUUUUAAUAUGCCUCUUGAUAUUUAGUGAAAAUGACAUGAUUUUAUGAAAAGCUAUAUAAAAACACAAUUUCAGACGUUUAUGCAGAUAAAAUAGAACAUAUAUAAAUAUAUAUAUUUUUGACUCCGCAAUUCAAAGCUUUUUAUGAAACAUAAUGCUUUUGGUACAAACACGUGAAUGAUACAAACACGAAUUGUCAAAUGCAAGCAAAUACAAAACAAAAACCGAAAUCCUUAUAGGUACAAUCUGACACAUGACAAACAACAACAACAACAAGAUGACAUUUUAUUUUUUAUGCAUAUAUUAUUGUAAUAUUCUUUUGCAAAGCAUUUAAUUUAAAUAAAAUAAAAACAAAAACCA
Messenger RNA from Contarinia nasturtii (swede midge), 6665 nucleotides. It is a transcript of the gene Frl, whose product is annotated as formin-like protein. The record is from RefSeq and is a predicted model, not a curated record. Gene Ontology annotation, biological process: cell migration; actin nucleation; regulation of cell shape. The coding region runs from base 1964 to 5296 and encodes 1110 amino acids. NCBI's taxonomy places the organism in Eukaryota, Metazoa, Arthropoda, Insecta, Diptera, Cecidomyiidae. The transcript has 11 exons. Gene Ontology annotation, molecular function: small GTPase binding; microtubule binding; actin filament binding. Gene Ontology annotation, cellular component: cytosol; actin filament.